Molecule: messenger RNA, 1713 nt
Organism: Pomacea canaliculata
Lineage: Eukaryota; Metazoa; Mollusca; Gastropoda; Architaenioglossa; Ampullariidae
Exons: 8
Coding region: 115-1092 (325 amino acids)
Source: RefSeq, a predicted model, not a curated record
ACACCAGAAUGACGUCAUGAUUCUGACGAAAUUCGUGCCAGUGUCUCAUGGCGUCCAGAUAGUUUCCGAAGGUCCUACACAGAGUGGGACCUGAAACAUGUCAGCUGUGGGACUAUGCGAGUAAUACGUCAGCUGUGGGACUACGUCAGUAACAUGUCCGCAAGUCCGCACAAGUUCUCCGCAGCGAAAGACCCUUCAGGUGAUGCAGGUGAAUGGUCAGUGGAUGAGUCUCAUAUGUCUGUCUGUUUUCUGGAGCCAGAGCGGAGUCGAAUCAGCACAGGCUGCGGUAAAGGUUUCUACGGCCUCAACUGCAGCCUGACGUGCGGCGAGUGUCGUAACGGGGAAACGUGCAACAGCAUCUCUGGCUGGUGUCGGAAGGGAUGCCGUAAGGGAUGGACGCCAGACACGCUGUGUAAUAAAGCGAUUCACAAAAAGUGUACGGGUGGGUGGGACUGCAUUCCAUGCGGACACUGCCUGACGGCUGAUGGCUGCAACUACACGACAGGCCACUGCACUGAUGGGUGUCAACCCAACUGGCACGGGAAGGGCUGCUUCCAGGAAGGUACAGGGAGUGGUGACGACUAUUCGCCCUUUUGGGUCAACUUCUUUUUUCCCAUUCUCCUCUUACUUCUGUGCAUCAUUGUUGUCUUUUUUAGUUUCUGCGACCAGAACAAAGACCAUCAAAGACACCGGCGGUCCUCGGAACCAGACGACCCUCCCGCGGGGAUGCCCCACCGGUACCUGGCGUCGCGGGAAUCCAUUGCGAAGUCACAGCGUUUUGGCCGCUCGUUUGCUGUUCCUGUGGAAUCGGAUCGGCGAAACGCGAUGGUACCCGGACCGGACCCGACGGACCCGUUUCGGCUCUUGUCCCACAGCCAGGUGACCAUGGUAAACAUCUCCACUGCCGAGAGUGGCUACCGAUGGAAGAAGAAAUGGAAGCUGCUCAAGGGGGUGACAAAGGAAAUGCGUCAGGAGAAAUGGCUGAAAGUAAAAGAUCAUCGGAGAAGACGUCAGGAAAGGGAGAGUAUAUCGAGCGAGAACCGAAGUAGCAUCAUACCGGAGGUGAACGAAGAGCCAGAGACUGCUGUUUAAGGGUGUACAGACGAGAGUGAAACUCGGCAAAUGAGUAUUCCUACCCUGUUACCCUCACCACAGGAAGAAAAUGCCCCAGAGUCUUUGAACUCACCGUCACAACCGUCUUCCAAGUGUGCAGUACCCAGUGAUCCCACGUGCACACCUUGCACCGCACUGAAAGGUCGAGACACCUGCGAUGGAAUGGCAUGCUGGGAGCAGCUUGGUCCCCAAGGCACGUGCAUCGGUGCUGUCCUCCGGCGCAGUCUCACCCGUUCGCCGUGACCUCUGACCGUGCAAGUUUGCCGCCAUCAUCAACCUGUCUAGACAGGUUACAGCGGGCUGGGGAGGGAUGCUUUGGGGAUGUAAGGGAGGGUAUUCACCCCCAUAAAGAGUACAGAAAGCGCCGUCAACAGGCAGACACAGUUGUCCUUACGGGUGCUACCAAGCAAGUGCUUUUUCAAGAUCUAACAGAUCAACUUGACCACUGAUGCAGGUUUCUCCGACCUUUAUUUAUUUAUUUAUUUAUUUUUUUUAUUUAUUUUUGCAUUCACGCUUCCUCCACCCACUCUCGCAUAACCCGCACCCCAGACAUAACAUUGUUAAAGACAUAACAAGAAUAAAAAUUCUUUGCUGAAGGCG